Molecule: messenger RNA, 1068 nt
Organism: Neospora caninum
Lineage: Eukaryota; Apicomplexa; Conoidasida; Eucoccidiorida; Sarcocystidae
Product: putative poly(ADP)-ribose polymerase domain-containing protein
Exons: 2
Coding region: 1-1068 (355 amino acids)
Molecular function (GO): DNA binding; zinc ion binding
Source: RefSeq, a predicted model, not a curated record
AUGCCGGCGAAGGAAAUUGUCUUCCAUUGCGAAUAUGCGCCCAGUGGUCGCGCUCGCUGUCGGGUGUGCAACAGCUCGAUUCCAAAAGGUCAACUUCGGCUUGGCACCGGUCAGCCAUUCGCCGAGCCUUCACUGACGGAUACUGAAGACGUUAACAUAAACAGACAGAGAACGAUUGCUGCCGAAGCUCCUCGAUGGUGUCACGCGAACUGUUUCAGGAAAUUCAAGACUACGAAUCAGUGGUGGCGAACCCAUAUUGACGACGCGGAACUUUUCGUCGGCUGGAAGGAGCUGUCAAAAGCCGAUCAAAUGGAGCUGCGCCACUUCGUUGAGGCCGUGCGAAACAGCGAGAUGCCCAAGCCCUUCAGUCACAGCGAUCCGGAUGCUCCAACUGCCGACACUUUUCUAGGAGCAGAACGAGCUGAGGAAAGCGCGAAAUUUCUGGCCUCGCAAGUCUCUGGGAAAAGGAAGGGAACGAUGAGGCCGCCCAGGCAAGAUACGGAGGAUAGGACAGACGAGGAGCUACCUUGGAAGAAGAGUAACAAGAACGAGGCGAAAAGGAAGCACACAACAAAAGCGAGUGGGAAGCGGCCGACUGGAGAGCAACAAGAGAUCGAAGAGGCGCGUGGAGCGACACCAAGAAAGAGGAGGGGAGCAAUCACAUCCGUGGCUUCUGAGGCCCUACCGGUAGUCAGUCCGAAACAAAGAGGAAGCAAAGACGAAAAGACAGAACUCGAGGGAGAUCAGGGACCACUCUCGCCAGAACAACGGGACGCGAUCGCAGUGGCUGCAGAGGCAGCAUCUCAAGAGACAGUGGCGAGACUGAAAGAAAUUUUACGCCGCAAUAACCAAAAGAUCAGUGGCACUAAAGACGACCUCGUCCAGCGAGCGGCAGAAGGUGAAGUGAUGGGUGCCAUCCCAAAGUGUCCAGAAUGCAGCGAGGGGUUCCUACGGUUUGACCACAACAGUGGUGUCUACAGCUGUCCAGGGUUUAUGGAUAGUGAAGGCGACUACCACCGAUGCACAUUCAAGAGUAAAGAUAUCGUGCGCCUGCCUUGGAAGAAAUAA